Messenger RNA from Thelazia callipaeda (thelaziosis nematode), 948 nucleotides. The record is from the annotation of a GenBank genome assembly. NCBI's taxonomy places the organism in Eukaryota, Metazoa, Nematoda, Chromadorea, Rhabditida, Thelaziidae.
AUGCAAAUUAUUAACAGAACAUUAUUUGUGGUGGUGGCUUCAAGCGUUGUAUCAGCGAAAGAUCGUUUACCUUCAUGUGAACUGAUUCCAAAAUUGCUUUGCUGUACUGAUCGAGUUUUGGAUAAAUGCUUGAUUGGUUGCCUAACAUAUGUGACAAGUAAAUGCCCUCAUAAAAUGCAAAAUUUUGAAAAAAUUGCUCCAUCAUCUGAUGAAAAUUCACUGCAAGAGACAACAACGGAUUUCAGUUGGAUUGAAGAAACUACUACUGCUCCAACAAUACUUCCAACCACAUUACCUGAGUUCACGACUAAAAGUCCUCGUCGACAACCUAUCAGGAAACCAAUGAUGCUCAUAAAACCGACUCCUUCAUCUCAGAAACUAUUUGAACUUUCGGACGAUGGCAGAGUUGUUUCUCAACAAUAUAAGUUCGAAGAGUCAAGUCAUAAAAAUUACGGCGAUUAUAUUCAUCUGAAUCAACGAUAUCCUAUUACUGAGGUAACUGAUUCGAAUGCUUUAUCCGACUGUGGUCAAGAAUCUUCUCGACCCCCUUUCUCACCAUGUUUAUCAAGGAAACUGGUUGAUGAACUUUUCUUGACGUGUUGCAAACAACACGUUCCAACAAACUGUCACAGUCUAUGUACAUACGAACAUCGAGAAUAUGUCGCUGCAGAAAUGCUAAUCCAAGCGAUUCAGCACGACGUCUGUGAUUUGAAAUAUCUCAGCAAUAUAUUGUACUGCGCGAAUAGAAAUCGAGACAACCGCCAUUGCUGCCAAUUUCUCGGGCUUGCAUCGUAUGAACUUGGCGUUGGUGACAGAUGUCUGCGCAUGUGUAAUAUAGCUCAGUCAGGAGAUCGAAUAGGAACUGUCGAGAAAAAUGAUUUGGUAUGUCUCAGCAAUUGGAAUGUUCUCAUGUACUGUGCACGUGCUGGCCUUCGUACUAUUAAUUAA